AUGCCCACCCCUGCGGCUAAGGGAUCAGCUUCCGUCCCACCGUCAGCAAAAUCAGUCACGAUGGAACCUACCCAACUCGAGUUCAAGCGUCCUGUUGGCAACAACGCUCGUCGCCAAGGACAGUUUGCCCAUCUGUCCGCGAACGUCGACUUGAACUUCGUGGCAUCAUCGACAACGUCAGCUUCCACUUGGCAAGACCAGACCCGCGAUUACAUCGCUGUCAACUUCCCGAAUAUGCCUCCGGACGAAAAGGCGGAACAUUCUUAUCGCCAGGAAGAAAAAGUUUCUCUGAUCUUUUUGGACGGCGUUGAGAAAGAGUGCAAGGCUUGCGAUGUUGUAAUGCUUGUCAAGAGGAAGCCAGCUCCGUACCGCUAUAAUUCGUCGAUAUUUCCUAGAAAUGCGGAGGCGGCAAUCACAAUUCCCACAAACACGAACACGCAAGAGGAAGAUACGUACCUCAAGAACCACUGGGAGCCAUUCAAGUCCUUGAAGAAACGCCAAAUUCCAGUCACUACGUACGUGAAGUGGCUGAUAUUCGAAAACACCGCACUGCCGGGUGUGCUCUUCAGCGACACCAACAUACACGAGCAGGUGGCAGAGUUCGCGAAAGACGUCUUCAAUUCUGCGCUGGUGCUUCUGAAGUCUAGUAACAUCGACAUUGGUGCGAUGUUAGACAUGGAUGAUGCCGAGUAUGGAGAUGAAAUACAGUUCACCAUCUUCCCGGGCGACGGCGUGUGGACGAGAUCGCUCAAGGUCAUCGCAGAGCUUGAGACAACUGAGGCAGCAAAGGACGAGGCAAUAGAUGCUCAGCAAGGUGCAGCAUCCGAAGCUGAACUGUUUAAUUCCUCCGCGGAACCUCAGCACUGUUAA
Messenger RNA from Macroventuria anomochaeta, 870 nucleotides. RefSeq lists its product as uncharacterized. Bases 1 to 870 code for a protein of 289 amino acids. The transcript is spliced from 3 exons. Lineage: Eukaryota; Fungi; Ascomycota; Dothideomycetes; Pleosporales; Didymellaceae. The record is from RefSeq and is a predicted model, not a curated record.